Molecule: messenger RNA, 1377 nt
Organism: Fonticula alba
Lineage: Eukaryota; Rotosphaerida; Fonticulaceae
Product: tRNA(His) guanylyltransferase
Exons: 4
Coding region: 65-1201 (378 amino acids)
Biological process (GO): tRNA modification
Molecular function (GO): magnesium ion binding; tRNA guanylyltransferase activity
Source: RefSeq, a predicted model, not a curated record
CUUUUUCCUUGCUCCUUCUCCACAUCUCCCAUUUUUCGGGCUUUCGUGGGUCUUUUUUUUUUUCAUGGCCAACACACGCUUCGCCUACGUGCGGCACUUCGAGCAGGCGUCGGAGUACUUCCUUCCGCGGGACACCUGGCUGGUGAUCCGCGUGGAUGGCCGCGGCUUUUCGCGCUUCACCCAAGCUCACAAUUAUGUCAAGCCCAAUGACGUGCGAGGGAUCCAGCUGAUGAAUCGCGCGGCCAUGCAUGUGGCUCGGGAGUUCAACGAGUGCUGCGCCGCCUACGGACAGAGCGACGAGUACAGCUUUGUCCUGCACAAAUCGACGCAGCUUUACUCUCGGCGAUUGUCGAAGAUCGCUUCGUCAGUCAGCUCGGCCUUUUCGUCGGCCUUUGUCUUCCACUGGGCCGAGUACUUCCCCACCACCCCGCUGCAGUACCCACCGGCCUUCGACUCGCGUGUGGUUUCCUACCCCACUGUGCAGCAUGUUCGCGACUACUUCAGCUGGCGCCAAGCAGACUGCCACAUCAACAACCUUUAUAACACUUGCUUCUGGGCGCUGGUCCAGCAGGGCGGGAUGACCCCACCCGAGGCGGAGGCCCGCCUGGAUGGCACCUUCUCGAAUGACAAGAAUGAGCUCCUGUACUCGCAGUUUGGCAUCAACUACAAUACCCUGUCGGCGGUUUUCCGGAAGGGAACCUUUUUGGCGAAGGAGGAGCCCGGUGCCUUCCCGGCGGAUGCCUUCCUGCCGGGCGGCUGUACGGACUUGCUCCCCUGGCCGGCUAAUGACCAAUCGGUCGAGGGCUUCCCCGUGUCGCCAUUGGCGGGGGCCGGGGCACUAGAGGCCAGCGUGGCCGGGCUAUCGGUCUCCCCCUCUGAGCAGGAGGCAGGCGAGGUGACCGAGAAGGCGGACGAUACGGCGGCCGCCAUGUCGUCCUCCUCGACGUCGCAUUUGAAGGGCCGGGCCUUGCGCCGGGCCCUGGCCAAGGAGGAGCGCAAGCAACGCAAGGCGGCCAACCUGCGAAAGGACUUCCAUGCGCUGCACAUUGACAUCAUUGGCGACAACUUUUGGGCGACCAGUGCCACCCCCGGGACCAAGCCCGGUCUGGGGGCGGUCCUCUUCGCUGAGCGUUCGGCCGACGCCCCUGCUCCUGGCACCCUGCGGCGGUCUCUCUCCCAGGAACUGGCCGACGUCCUGUGAUGGGGGCGCCAGUGGCCCCGCCGAUUGCGCCCGUCCGAAGAAUAGAUCCCGACGUCCCACGAGCCUGUUGGCCCCCGUUCUGAAUCAUGAGAUCGGAGAUGAAGGGCAAACAUGGAGGUUCUGCUUAUUUUCUCUCUGUGUCUCUUGCUCUCUGUCCCUCUCUCUCUCUCUCUCUC